AUGGAAGACAUUCUAGCUGCUGCAGCAUCUUCUCCGGCUUCGCUACUCUGCGAAGCAACACUUGCUGCACCUAAGCAACGGUUGCAGUUCAUCAUGCAAAACCAGCGAGAGUGGUGGGUUUAUUCUAUCUUCUGGCAGGCAUCAAGGGAUCGAGACGGGCGCCUGGUUUUGUCGUGGGGUGAUGGCCAUUUCCGCGGGCCUAAAGACUGUUCCCAGAGAGCGUGCAAUAACAACGGAUUGCUACUACAGCAACCACUUGCCGAUAACGGCGUGAAGGUGACCACUCAGGACAUCUUCGGGAGAAGGAAGGCAGGGAAAGAAGUUCCUUCGUCCUUUCCCUGGAGGGAUUCUACUUCCCACAGCAAAAGCGAUGGAUUUGGUGAUGGCCGGGAUGUUGCUGAUUCGGAGUGGUUUUAUAUGCUGUCGCUGACCAGGUGCUUUGUGUCCGGAGAAGACCUUCUGGUCCGAACCUUCAAUUCGGGUUCGUAUGCGUGGUUAGUUGGAGAUCACCAACUCCUGUUUUACAACUGCGAGAGGGCUAAAGAAGCUCAUUCUCAUGGAGUUAAAACUUUUGUUUGCAUCUCCACUUCAGGUGGAAUUCUGGAAUUGGGAUCCUCAGAAUUGAUAAAAGAAGACUGGGGACUGGUGCAACUUUGCAAGACACUGUUUGGCUCAGAAGAUCAAAACAGCACCAGCAGUACUAGUACAACUACCACCACCAGAGACGCCAUCCUUGGUAGUAAUAAUACUACUCCUGCAGGAGGAGGACUGUUUGACAUUGGCGGCCUGCUAGGUCAUGAUCCCAAACAAAACUCACUGCAGGAAGACAAGCCCCAGGAAAGCAACUUAACAAUUAUGAACAUUGAUGAUGAAUCCGCUUCAGGAACGUUGACACCAAUAGGUGGGCAGCGGAUAUCAACUGGAUCUGCAGGGAUGGCUCACACUGGUCCCAAACUAUUGGAAACUCAAAAUUUCAUGCCCGAGGCGGCAGGAAAAUGGAGCAAGGUCCGAUCGCCGUCAUCGAGAAGAAGAAUGAGAGAGGCAUCCAUGACGGGGCAAGAAAUGGCGCUGAACCAUGUGGAGGCAGAAAGGCAGAGGCGAGAGAAGCUCAAUCACAGAUUCUAUGCUCUCAGAAGCGUGGUACCCAACGUAUCCAGAAUGGACAAAGCCUCGCUUCUUGCAGAUGCAGUCGCUUACAUCAACGAGCUCAAGGCCAAAAUUCAGGAAUUGGAGGCCAGAGUUGGAGUUGGAUCGCUAGGAGGAGCACAAUAUCAUGAUCGCAAACUACUUGUUACUACUGCCACAAGCUGCGGGGAUUUCAUUCAAGAGACUCAAAGCACCGUCACAGCUGAUCAAAAUCAAAGCGGAAUGUCAUCUAAACCUUACAGUAGUGUUCCAUAUACUGCUAAUAAUUCGAGUCAUGAAAUCCAAGUAAAGUUUGUAAAUGGAUCGGUAGCCAUUCUCCACAUUCUAUGUCCGGAUGUGAAUUACCCAUCAGCCAAAUUGAUGGAUGCACUGCGACAAAUGGAGCUCCAAGUUUGCUCCGCAAGCUUCUCCCCCGUACAGGACUUGAUGCUACACGAUGUUGUGAUUAGGAUUCCCAGAAAUGAUGCUUUGGCUACUGAGGAUGCUCUCAAAACUGCACUCCUUAGAAGGUUACGGCUUUAA
Messenger RNA from Coffea arabica (coffee), 1668 nucleotides. RefSeq names its product transcription factor bHLH14-like. Gene Ontology annotation, biological process: regulation of DNA-templated transcription. The record is from RefSeq and is a predicted model, not a curated record. Gene Ontology annotation, cellular component: nucleus. Lineage: Eukaryota; Viridiplantae; Streptophyta; Magnoliopsida; Gentianales; Rubiaceae. Gene Ontology annotation, molecular function: transcription cis-regulatory region binding; protein dimerization activity; DNA-binding transcription factor activity.